Molecule: messenger RNA, 561 nt
Organism: Diatraea saccharalis (sugarcane borer)
Lineage: Eukaryota; Metazoa; Arthropoda; Insecta; Lepidoptera; Crambidae
Source: the annotation of a GenBank genome assembly
CUCUUUGGACUACGGUAGUUUCUACCUACUCUAUGAACUUGACUUUACUUUUUGACCUAACCUAACUUUUCUUUUAUUUGAUUGUAUUGUAGAUUUGAUUUCUUCAGAAGGAUAAUAUUGUCUGGUGUAUUUAUCCACUAAGAGAUGGCACAUAUGCUACGCAAGGUGUGUUUUAAGCCUUCAAACAUCAUAACCAGAAACUUUACCAAAAUAGCCAUAACUGAUGAUGGGUCUACUAUAGUUGCGCUACACCUCGAGAAAGAGUUUCCUUACGCACUAUCUAGACCUCUUCCUGAAGAAAUUGAAGAUAAAUCUCUUUUAAAAAUGACUGAUUUAAAUGAAGCUCGAAGAGUAUUCAAAGAUAUGGUUCCUGAAAUAGCGAGAAAACAAUUAUCCACUCUUACACUAACAACGUCCCACCGCUGGUUCCCAAGAGCCAGGGAUAAGCGUGCCAAGAAAACAGAAAUGAAUAGACCAUAUUUGUAAAAUUGUAAUUAUACCUAAUUCAUAGCAUAUUAAUAUCAAUAAAGAUAUUAUUUAGAACAAUAACAUUUAUUAAAG